GGCGAACAGAACCCCAGGACGCAGUCGUGCCUUCCUUAUAUACCAAAUUCUACCGCGAGGAAGGAGCGACCUUGGGGUGCACUUUCCCAAACUAUAAAAGGAAAGAGCGAGCUGCGAAGGCACGGGUCGUUCCUUCCGUUUAUGCUUCGCUCACUGCGCAAGGAAGGAGCGACCGAGGCACGCACCUUCCUAGUACGAUAUAGGCACAGCGACCGGUCAUGGUGUUGGUCGUUCCUUCCUUUUGUACCCAGCCGAGCGGCAAGGAAGGCGCGACCAAGAAGCGCACCUACCUAGUACGGAACAGGAAGGAACGGUUGACUGGGGCAAUGGUCGUUCCUUCCUUGUGCCCCUCGGUUGGUCGUCAAAGGUCUGGAGAGGCGCCAAGCAUCUCAGGCCGUUAAAGCAGCAGCCAACAGAUUCCCUAUAGGGCCAAUCUAUUAAUAACACGAGUCAGGUCCAGUCCCACAGGUAGUGACAUCGCCCAGGUCAUUGCUCCUCAAUCCUUCUACAGCAAAUCAGUUCUCCCGAAAUCCACUUCCAAGACCACCGGCUCUCUCAAUUGCGCUGGUGAAUUGCUGGGUAAGGUACCUUGAAGACGAAGGGUGCCUUUUUUCCCGCUCCGACCGUUCUCCUCCACGCCACGUUUCCAGCUCCAUCCCUGAACUUCGUGUCUGUCGGCGAAUUGCUUUCGACGGAUUCCAACGAGAUACAUUCUCCGCAGCGCUAUUACCCUACCGAAGGCGAACUCGGAACUUGAAAUAGUUAUCAGUCAAGGCUGACUGUUAGUAAAACUCGUCCAAUUGACACCAUGGUCCAAGUCCUUUAAAUCGGGAACGAGCUUCGGGAUUACAGGGCGACCAUGGAGGGACUUUUCACACUGCUCGUUCUGAGCGCUGUGAUGACAAUUACAUCCUUCGUCGUAGGUUCACUGCCAUUAGCAUUCAAACUUUCGCCCUCACAAUUGCGACUGAUAUCGUCCCUGGGCAUGGGAGUACUGGUCGGCACAUCUUUGAUUGUUAUUAUACCUGAAGGAGUCGAGACUUUAUACGAUGCUGUCACAAUUCAGCGAAAGAGUGUCAACAGCCGCUCCGUGGUUGUUGCACCUUUGCACGAACGAGCGACCAUACCUACCGUCGCAGCAACAUUUUCUGACCUGAACGAAGAUGUAAAACCUUGGGAUGAAUCACUGUACCCGACCGCCGACGCUCCGGCGAUCCAUGUCACGCGGGAUGCCCAUUCCGGGGAGGGAACAAAAAGGGACACUUCAGAUGACCACUCGGAACAUGAGCACAGCGAAGAGAGCUCUCCGCAUGCUUGGAUUGGCAUUGCCCUCAUCAGCGGCUUUAUCCUGAUGUACCUCAUCGACAAGAUGCCUGAAUUUGCCGCUCCGGCAAAGCAACAGAAGCCUCCUUACCAUAUUUCCCUGGACAACCUAGGCUCUGGACUACGGCGAAAUUCCUCACCCGCGCGGGAUGGCGGGCUUUUGGAUGCAGCCAACAGCCCUCGAAGCAGCCACAGCUUUGCUACCACUACUGGCUUAGUGAUUCAUGCAGCAGCUGAUGGGAUUGCGCUCGGAGCAUCUACAUCGGAUACAGGAUUGAGUUUUAUCAUUUUCCUCGCGAUUAUGGUGCACAAGGCCCCGGCUUCUUUUGGCCUGACGUCAAUUCUGCUCCGGCAAGGUUUAUCUAGUCGUGCAGCUAGGGCUCAUCUAUUGGUCUUUAGCCUGGCUGCUCCUGUUGGGGCUCUGAUAACUUUUCUUUUCGUACAAUUGCUGGGCUCUGGCUCCACAGACGAGACGAGCGCGCAUUGGCGCACGGGUGUCCUUUUACUGUUCUCCGCCGGGACAUUUCUGUAAGCUCUCCCUCUAUCUAAGCCAUGCAGGGGCUAACAAAAGUAGGUAUGUCGCUAUGCACACCAUGCAGGAGAACAAUGCAAGCUCGUCGUCACAUGACUCGCCAGCCAAUGGUUACGACUCGAGAGAUAUGUCGCUAAAAAGUGACAAGUCCAUGAGAGACCUCGUUGCUUCUGUGAUUGGCAUGAUCUUGCCACUCUUCCUCCAAAUCGGACACGCCCACUGAGCAUGGGCCUUCGCUUCUUGUGAAUUACUUUUGUACUGUCCUUACUCAUGCCUUAUAGAUUGGAUUAACUUGGGACAUCUGAGGAUCAUUGUAUCAGUAAAGUAUCUCCUGCAUGUUGACACUUGUUAUUUCAUUCAAAAGCCGAGUUGACGGCAGCUUUGUAUUCAUUACUGUUAGAUCGGAAGGAUCAUAAAGGGCCAUAGAUUCAUUCUGAGACAAUUCAAGUCAUUACCUCUCGAUCCCGACGCUCCAGUUCAUUUGAUCAACAAAAUAGCAAAUCAUAACC
Molecule: messenger RNA, 2364 nt
Organism: Aspergillus calidoustus
Lineage: Eukaryota; Fungi; Ascomycota; Eurotiomycetes; Eurotiales; Aspergillaceae
Source: the annotation of a GenBank genome assembly